AUGACUGCACACAUCAAAGAUGUUAAUUACCGCGAAAGUGGAAAUGCUGCAAAAAAUAGUUCACUGAACUACAAUAGCCCCUCAACAACUUCAAGUGACGAACGAAGCCCUUCCGAGGAGAAGGAUUCUCUUCCUAAAAUGGGAGAGGGAAGACCUUAUCCUCCCAUAGUCGGAGAUCCUGUUGACUAUAUGGUUCUGUUUGAUGGGUCGGACGAUCCUACAAACCCUCAGAACUUUUCCCCCAGAAAAAAGAUCAUUCUAAUCUUUGCAAUUAUGAGUACCUGUUUCACCAGUACUUUCGGGUCUUCUGCUCUCUCUGAAGCAGCUGUUGAUAUUCUGGAGAAGUAUCAUGUGGGCUUGGAGGUUGCAACAUUAUGCACCUCAUUAUUUGUCUUAGGUUAUGCUUCUGGCCCCGUAUUGUGGGGUCCACUAUCAGAUGUAUAUGGAAGGAAAAUAAUUCUCAUUUCAUCUGGUUUCAUUUAUUUGACCCUCAACUUUGCCGUUGCUACAGCAGAAAAUAUCCAAACAAUCAUAAUCUGCAGAUUCUUUUCGGGAUUUGCAAGUGCUGCUCCUGUGGUAGUUUGUGCAGCAAUAAUAGCAGAAGUAUCUAAUACUUCUAAUAGAGGGAAUAUCAUUACUAUGUUUGUAAUGGUUUUACUUGUUGGACCGUUACUCGCACCAAUCGUUAACGGUUUUAUCGUAAAGAACAAUUCGUUAGGGUGGAGAUGGUGCGUCUAUCUCGUGGGAAUAUUGUCUUCAGGUGCAUUAGUCUUACUUGUCUUUUUAUACCCAGAGACCCAUAGCGGUGUAAUAUUAUCCCGAAAAGCUCAAGUAUUGAGAAAAAAAACUGGAAACUGGUCUAUAUUUGCUGUUCAUGAAAAUACCUCUUUGUCGUUCCACGAUAUUUUAACGAAGUCAGUCACACUCCCGAUUCGCAUGUUAUUCCUGGAGCCAAUUCUUUUGUCGGUAACACUUUACAACUCAUUCAUAUUUGGAUUACUAUACUUGUUAUUAACUGCAAUCCCGAUAAUUUUUGGGUCCACGGGGUAUGGUUUUAGUCAAGGAGUUUCACUGCUUCCAUACAUUGCAACAAUUUUGGGUGUAGAGGUUGGUGGCAUAAUGAAUUUGUUUUUUGACAGACGAUAUCUCAGAAUAAUGAAAAAAGCAGGAAAGUUGGUACCAGAGGAAAGAUUAUUACCAAUGAUGAUAGGAGCAGUUGCUUUCCCUUGCGGCUUAUUUUGGAUAGCUUGGACUGGGCAGUAUCCUAACAAAGUACACUGGAUUGUACCGACAAUCGGUACGUUUUUUAUAGGUUUUGGAUUGAUCUGCAUUUUUUUGCCAUCAUUAAGCUAUUUGGUAGAAUGUUAUCUACCAUAUACGACUUCUGCUGUUGCGGGAAACACAAUGGUAAGAUACAUCUUUGGAGCAAUAUUCCCUUUAUUUUCUAGACAGAUGUUUGAAAGAUUGAAAGUGAAUUGGGGAGGCUCAUUAUUGGGGUUUAUUUCAGUUUUAUUACUUCCAAUUCCCUUCUUGUUUUACAAAUACGGUCAGUUAUUAAGAGAUAAAUCAAGGUAUGCUUUGAAAAAUUAA
Messenger RNA from Debaryomyces hansenii CBS767, 1590 nucleotides. RefSeq names its product MFS transporter. The transcript has a single exon. NCBI's taxonomy places the organism in Eukaryota, Fungi, Ascomycota, Pichiomycetes, Serinales, Debaryomycetaceae. The record is from RefSeq and is a predicted model, not a curated record. Gene Ontology annotation, molecular function: transmembrane transporter activity. Gene Ontology annotation, biological process: transmembrane transport. The coding region runs from base 1 to 1590 and encodes 529 amino acids.